CCUCGAUGGACCACUUGGUCAUUUUCUGCCGUCUCUUUUCUAUAUUUCCAUGUGGGGACCGAGCUACCACCUUUACUAAGUUGCACUACAUGGGCAAGGGCGGACUGACAACUCAUGGGGCCCCCGGGCAACAGGGGAUCAUGGGGCCCCUGUGUCCUUGCCCAAACUCAAAAAAGCCUAUGAAAAAGGUACCAAGGGCAUCUCAUGGGGCCCCCUACUGACCCCGGGCCCUCGAGCAGUGCCCGAGUUUCCAAAUGGUCAGUCCGCCCCUGCCU
Molecule: messenger RNA, 275 nt
Organism: Staurois parvus
Lineage: Eukaryota; Metazoa; Chordata; Amphibia; Anura; Ranidae
Source: the annotation of a GenBank genome assembly